Messenger RNA from Lethenteron reissneri (Far Eastern brook lamprey), 2537 nucleotides. RefSeq names its product lipoyltransferase 1 (gene LIPT1). Gene Ontology annotation, cellular component: mitochondrion; cytoplasm. Gene Ontology annotation, molecular function: lipoyltransferase activity. Gene Ontology annotation, biological process: protein lipoylation. Lineage: Eukaryota; Metazoa; Chordata; Hyperoartia; Petromyzontiformes; Petromyzontidae. The record is from RefSeq and is a predicted model, not a curated record.
CCUCUACUCACCCCACUACUCACCCCACUACUCACCCCUCUACUCACCCCUCUACUCACCCCACUACUCAUCCCGGCGCUCAUCCCGGCGCUCAUCCCGCUGCUCACCCCACUGCUCACCCCUCUGCUCACCCCGGCACUCACCCCUCUACUCACCCCACUGCUCACCCCUCUGCUCACCCCACUGCUCACCCCUCUGCUCACCCCACUGCUCACCCCUCUGCUCACCCCUCUGCUCACCCCGGCACUCACCCCGGCACUCACCCCUCUGCUCACCCCACUGCUCACCCCGAUGCUGGCGUCGCUGACCGCGUGUGGCCGGGGUGUCGCGCGCUCCCGCGGGCUGCUGCUGCCGCUGCGCUCCCGCGUGUCCCUCUCGGACUGCUCGGGCCUCGCGACGGAGACGCGGGGAGUGCGCGCCUCCACGGAUGGGACCCCGAGUGCCGACGCGUCCAGGGCUGGCUACUGUGACACCCACGCCUCCAGAGGAGGGAGUCCGAAGUCUCCUGCGUCUAAGGCGAGGACCCCGGCCUCUCGCUCCUCCAGCGCGGAGUCACUGCUCGGGGCCCCGGGCAGCUUCACCAUCCUGCGCUCGACGUCCGCCGACGUCUUCACCAACCUGGCCCUGGAGGACUGGCUCUACGAGCACGGCGGCUUCGGGGCGGGCGGCGGUGCGCUGCUAGUGUGGUGGAACGAGCGCGCCGUGGUGCUGGGCCGCCACCAGAACCCGUGGCGGGAGAGCGAUGUGCCGUGGCUGCGGCAGCGGGGAAUUUCUGUGGCGCGUCGGCGGAGCGGCGGCGGCACAGUCUACCACGACCUUGGCAACGUGAACUUCUCCUUCUUCAGCUCGAGGGCCGGCUACGACCGCAAGCGCAACCUCGGCCUCAUCACGGACGCCGUGGCCACGCUGCGGCCGCGCCUCGACGUGCGCGCUACGGAGCGCUUCGACUUGGUGAUGGAGGCCAACUUGAAGGUGUCGGGCACGGCGGCCAAGCUGGGCCGCGACACGGCCUACCACCACUGCACGCUGCUCGUGGAGGCCGAUCGGGUGCUCAUGUCGCGCGCCCUGCGCAGCGGCCACGCCACGGGGCUGCGCACCAACGCCACUCCCAGCGUGCCGGCGCCCGUGGCCAAUCUGCGGGAGCGUGACCGGACCCUAACCUGUAACCUCCUGGCCGGCGCGGUGGCAGCGCAGUUUGCGAGGUCGCACGGCCGCCCAGGCCGCGGGCAGGCCACCACUGUGGACCCAACAGAUGUCGAGGCCUACCCAGGAAUCGAACGCAUGCGAGAGGAGCUCAGCAGCUGGGAGUGGGUGUACGGACGCACACCACCCUUCAGUUACGAGCACAGCUUUCCCUCUGACCCCUGCGGAGGCGGUCAGCACGGGGAGUUCACAGUCAGGGUGGAGGUGAAGAAUGGGCGCAUCGAGCGAUUCGAGGUGAAGGUGCCAGACCCGUGGCUACCAAUGGACGUGGCCUCCACGCUGGCCCAGGUGCUGGUGGGCACGCGAUUCUGGCCCGAAGACGUGGAACUGGCACUUCGGGAGGUGCGGGCCCAGGGUCAAGGCCCGUGGGGAUGGAUCUGCGACUGCAUCAUGUCCAUAGUGUGAUGCUCAUGCCAUGUACAUGAGUACAUGAACUGCACCCUCAUUGUCAGUGCACUGCUGGUUGAGAGCCGGCACAUGCCACGCACUGCUUUACUCUGCCCACAACCUAGCCCAAGUCUCAAACACCUGCUGUGGGUGGUGAUCGCUAAAGGCUUAACACUGCUUUAGCUGUCCAAGGUCUCGUGAGAUCAGACAAGAGGGUGGUUACAUCGUUUUACAUUGCAAUCCGAAAGAGCUCGAAUUUUGUAUAUUUACACCUUGGCUCCGUGUCCUGGGGCUGACAGUUUAAUGAGUCUCGCUCUUGGGAUGUCGUGGUGUAAAAACCAUGCCUAAUGAUACGUCAUGCCAAUAUCAUGAGUGUUACUGUGGUGUUCUUGAAGGUCCCUUUAAAAGUAUUAUUUUGCUCAAUCAUGAACCUUCACUUUCAUGUCAUGCAGCUUGGAGCACCCGAGCUGUGUGUUCACAAGGGAUGUUUGAUUUUUUUUUAGCCGUGUCCUCAUACACGUUAUCUUCAGUUUUUGCAAAUUUGUGUUAAUGACUGCAUCAAUAUGAUGUUGAGGAUAAGGAACUGACGGGGCAGUGUUAUAAUUUUUAUUUUAAUAUUAACAUUUGUAAUGCGCCUUAAAAUCUCCCAUGAAACCCAGAAAAGAAACUGGAAAAUAUAAAUUAAAACUUUCUAUUGCCAUAUUAGAAAAAUACCAAGUUUAUAAAAUAUUACUGUACAUGGUAUACACAUAGCAGGUGUAUUUAACAAAACAUGUUGCACAAUGUCAUCAGCCACUGUAAAUCCUCGUCACACUCAAGCGUGUCUCCUUGUCAGACUCCGGUCUUUUGUGCAAUCUCGGCGUAUGUUCCGCCUUUUUGAACAGUUUUGAAUGCUUCUGUACACCGUAUUUGUUUUCAUUAAGACAUUGUCUUUGUGAGAACUUGGA